This is a messenger RNA of Carassius gibelio (silver crucian carp), 683 nucleotides long. Its product is annotated as histone H4. Gene Ontology annotation, biological process: nucleosome assembly. The record is from RefSeq and is a predicted model, not a curated record. The coding region runs from base 52 to 363 and encodes 103 amino acids. Gene Ontology annotation, cellular component: nucleosome. The transcript has a single exon. Lineage: Eukaryota; Metazoa; Chordata; Actinopteri; Cypriniformes; Cyprinidae. Gene Ontology annotation, molecular function: DNA binding; protein heterodimerization activity; structural constituent of chromatin.
UUGUGUUUUAUUCGUUUUCGUCGCUCGACUGAAACAAGCAAGAACUUCAUCAUGUCUGGAAGAGGCAAAGGCGGUAAAGGACUCGGAAAAGGAGGCGCCAAGCGUCACCGUAAAGUGCUUCGCGAUAACAUCCAGGGAAUCACCAAACCCGCCAUUCGUCGUCUAGCUCGCCGCGGCGGAGUCAAGCGCAUCUCCGGUCUGAUCUACGAAGAGACCCGCGGUGUGUUGAAGGUGUUCCUGGAGAACGUGAUCCGCGACGCCGUCACCUACACCGAGCACGCCAAGAGAAAGACCGUCACCGCCAUGGACGUUGUGUACGCGCUCAAACGACAGGGACGCACCUUGUACGGCUUCGGAGGAUAAACCGCUUCAGAUCCGAGAACAAACCCAACGGCUCUUUUAAGAGCCACCCACACUCUCACUUAAAGAGUUUAAUUUACAGUUUUACAAUGUUAAAUUCAAUUCCAAUAAUGAAAAUGUUGAGGGUUUAUGGACAAACUCGUUUUUGUCAAGUUUGAUGCAAGGCUGUGUAAAACACCGAAAAUAAAAACAUUUUCAUGUUUAACUUAUUCAUCUUAUAUUUUAUUUGUAACUGUUUCUGUUAUGUUUUCAUCGUUUUUUCUGUGGAAGCUUCUGUCACCAAAAUACAUUUAUUUUGUGAAUAAACAUACCGAGUAAAAAUA